Molecule: messenger RNA, 6942 nt
Organism: Myotis daubentonii (Daubenton's bat)
Lineage: Eukaryota; Metazoa; Chordata; Mammalia; Chiroptera; Vespertilionidae
Gene: SOCS6
Product: suppressor of cytokine signaling 6
Biological process (GO): intracellular signal transduction; protein ubiquitination; regulation of growth
Cellular component (GO): phosphatidylinositol 3-kinase complex
Molecular function (GO): 1-phosphatidylinositol-3-kinase regulator activity
Source: RefSeq, a predicted model, not a curated record
UUUUGUUUGUUAGUUUAGUUUGUUCAUUAGUUUCCACAUAUAAGUGAAAUCAUAUGGUACUUGUCUUUCUCUGACUGGUUAUUUCACUUAGCAUAAUGCUUUCCAGGUCCAUCCAUGUUGUCAAAGGGUAAAAUUUUCUUCUUUUUUUAUGGCUUGGUACUAUUCUAUUGUGUAAAUGUACCACAGCUUUUUUAUCCACUUAUCUACUGGUGGACCCUGGGGUGUUUCCAGAUCUUAGCUAUUGUACUAGUAAAUAAUACUGCAAUGGACAUAGGGGUGUGUAUAUUUUUUUGAAUCAGUGUUUUGGGCUUCUUUGGCUAUAUUCCCAGACGUAGAACCACUGGAUCAUAAGAUAGUUCCAUUUUUAAUUUUUUUGAGGUAUCUCCAUGCUGUUUUCCACAAUGGCUGCACCAAUCUGCAUUACUACCAACAAAGGACAAGGGUUCCCUUUUCUCCACAUCCUCGCCAACACUGUUUGUGUUGCUUUAUUGAUGGUAGACAUUCUGGCAGGUGUGCGGUGAUACCUCAUUGUAGUUUUAAUUUGCAUUGCUGUGAUGAUUAGUGACUUUGAGCCUCUUUUCAUACGUCUAUUGGUCAUCUGUAUGUCCUCUUUGGAGAAGUGUCUAUUGAGGUUCUUUGCCCAUUUUUUAAAUUGGAUUGUUUGUUUUUUUUGGUGUUUUAUAAGUUCUUUAUAAGCAGAGGUUUUUAAAAAUAAACAGGAAAUCUUAUUUGCUUUAUCUGUACAACUGCCUUUCUCAGCAUUGUGUGAACAUUGAAGAGACAAUGCAUGUAGAUGUGUGAGUUCAGUGCCUGGCCUAUAACAAGUACUAAUAGUAAUAAUUAGAUUACACUGUGAUCGGUUAAAAGGAGUAUUCUGGUUUAUCAGCAAUGUCUAUGUAAGACUUGGUUUUUCUUGUUAAGGAAGCCCUGUGUGGGAAAGGGUGAAGGUCCAAAGGGACAAGAAAAAUGUCAAUAAGAGAGGAGAGAGUGGGAGUCCACAUAAGUACUAAUGGUGCCAGCUACUAGAAGAGCGAGGGUGGCAAAUGCUUACAGUGUCAGCCACCAUUGGGUUCCUUGGCCCUGGGUCAUGGCGGUCAGUAGUGGAGGAUCGAGAACAAAAAAGGGCAUCCACUCGGAGACUAUGUUUGGGGAGCAGUGGCUAUCCCCUUGUCCCUGGGAGCAGACCAUUGAAUAAAGAAAGAAAGAGGAGAAGAAAGAAGACAAGAUCUGGUCUCUGAAGACCUAGAUGACAAGCAGUUAUCUGAACAUCACUGAACCCUGAAGGUGUCACCGUGCCAUCCUGAAAUUUGCCAGCAGAAAAUGGCUCCAAAGGGUAAAUGAAGCUGGAAAAAUAUGCAGAUGCAGCGUUGCAUAUGGCUUGUCCUGGUGCUCAAGGACAGUACUCCAGAGAGAAAUUGAUUCCCUUGGAUUCGGUCAUCAGUCAUAAUGAAGAAAAUCAGUCUUAAAACCUUCCGGAAAUCUUUCAACUUGACUAAAAGUAAAGAAGAAGCGGAUUUCAUGGUAGUGCAACAGCCCUCACUAGCCAGUGAUUUUGGAAAGGAAGAUUCCUUGUUCAGUAGCUGUUAUGGGAAGGACAUGGCCAGCUGCGACAUCAACGGUGAAGAUGACAAAGGGGCCAAAAACAGAUCCAAAAGCGAGAGCCUCAUGGGUACGUUAAAAAGACGGCUUUCUGCCAAGCAGAAGCAGAAGGGCAAGGGCAGCGGCCCCUCCGGGAGCUCUGCUGACGAGGACACCUUCUCCUCCUCCUCAGCACCCCUAGUCUUUAAAGAUGUGAGAGCUCAAAGGCCCAUCCGGUCCACGUCCCUCCGCAACCAUCACUACAGCCCUACCCCAUGGCCUCUGCGACCCACAAACUCCGAGGAGACAUGUACCAAGAUGGAGAUGAGAGUCAAGGCCUUGGUCCACUCUUCCAGUCCGAGCCCAGCCCUGAACGGGGUUCGCAAGGACUUUCAUGACCUUCAGUCGGACUCGGUGUGCCAGGAACAGAACAGUUCCCUGAAGAGCUCAGAGUCUCAGAACGGAGACCUGCACCUUCACCUUGAUGAGCAUGUGCCUGUCAUUAUCGGACUUAUGCCUCAGGACUACAUUCAGUAUACUGUGCCUUUAGAGGAGGGGAUGUACCCUCUGGAAGGACCCCGCAGCUAUUGUCUGGACGGGUCUUCUCCCAUGGAAGUCUCUGCGGUCCCUCCCCCCGGGGGAGGGAGCUCCUUCCCCGAAGAUGAGAAUCAGGUCGACCAGGAGCUCGUGGUGGCCCCAGAGAUCUUUGUGGAUCAGCCGGUGAACGGCCUGUUGAUCGGCACCACGGGGGUCCUGCUGCAGAGCCCCAGAGCAAGUCAGGACGAUGCCCCUCCACUCUCACCGUUGCUACCUCCAAUGCAGACGAGUCCGAUCCAAAGGAACUUCAGCGGGAUCACCGGCGCAGACGCCCACGUGGCGGAGAGUAUGCGCUGUCAUUUGAACUUCGACCCUAACUCUGCCCCUGGGGUUGCCAGAGUUUACGACUCCGUGCAGAGUAGUGGGCCCAUGGUUGUGACAAGCCUUACGGAGGAGCUGAAAAAACUUGCAAAACAAGGAUGGUACUGGGGACCGAUCACACGCUGGGAGGCAGAAGGGAAGCUAGCCAAUGUGCCCGAUGGCUCUUUCCUUGUUCGGGAUAGUUCUGAUGACCGUUACCUUUUAAGCUUGAGCUUCCGCUCCCAUGGCAAAACACUUCACACUAGAAUCGAACACUCAAAUGGUAGGUUUAGUUUUUAUGAGCAGCCAGAUGUGGAAGGACAUACGUCUAUAGUUGAUCUAAUCGAGCAUUCAAUCAGGGACUCUGAAAAUGGGGCUUUCUGCUAUUCCAGGUCUCGGUUACCUGGGUCUGCAACUUACCCCGUCAGACUGACCAAUCCAGUGUCCCGGUUCAUGCAGGUUCGCUCUUUGCAAUACCUGUGUCGCUUUGUCAUACGUCAGUAUACCAGGAUAGACCUAAUUCAGAAACUGCCUUUGCCUAACAAAAUGAAGGACUAUUUACAGGAGAAGCACUACUGAAAUUAGGGGAGCCCCGCGUCCUGCACUUUGGGAGGAAGGAUAAGAGAUUGAAAUACAGUUUACAGAUGUUCAUUGCUAUCAGAAUCUUUGCUGCCAUACUAUUUCAGUUUUAUAUGUAAAAGAGUAAUCAAUUUGUUUUCAGGUGGGAAGUGUAGGCAGGGUGUCUUGGUUUUAUUUUGGUUCUUUAAAAAGGGAAUCUUGAGGCUUAACAAGUGUGAGUUCUCUUUCAUCAAUGUGCAGAAUAAUCACAAUGUGAAUUAUCAAAUUCUCCUUUCCCCCACCCCCCGUCCUUUGCUGCUAGCCACUGUGAUUUUUAUGCAUUAAAAGCACAUUUCAUGUGUAUUCAACCCUAAGUAAAGUUGAAUGAAACUUACAGAAUGAAAAUUGUCAUGUCUCUUUAAAUGACCCAUUUUCAAAGAUAGUGUUGAGUAAUCAUACCCUUGUGAUAGAACACAGAAUUUACACGUACACUGAAGAUGAUUUUUUAAUCUCAUACUUGAGAAAGAUUAAUUUAGAAUUAUGAAUUGAUGUAAUCUUGGGUACUGGAAUGUGGACCUGCAACUUACCUUUUAUAACACUCAUUUCUAAAUUAUUUUAAAGGCUGUGCUGUUUUUUUGUUUUGUAUUGUGAAAAUUUGAAUUUUUCUGUUGCCUUCAUUUUCAUCUUGUGAUUUGUCUAUUUUAAUAAAUGGCCUUACAUUAAAAAAUCAUAAAGAAAUGCAUAUCACCAGUUUAGAAAUUGUUGCCUUUUCUGUCCUUAAGCUCUGGUACACAUUGGCAUAACAUAUAAAGAUCUAUGGAACUAGAGAUAUUAAAGAAGUACUAGAUGGUCAUAGUUUUCUGUGAUAGCAGUUUUUUGUGUUAUCUUUAUUUUCCUUUGCUAAAAUGUUUUUUGUGAUUUCUUUUGCUUAGUCAACAUUUUCUUGGGUGAACUUGAUAUAUAGAAUUGAUUUUUAUAAAUGGACUAGAUUCUGUUGGAACAUUCAAAUUUCUAUAAAAUUUAAACUGAUUUGAGUAGAAAGAAAACAUUCUUUUAAAGUUGGAUUUAUGUUUUCUUAUGUGUAGUCACUAUUAAGAUGUGCUAGAUUUGACCCUUCAUUCAUCCCACCAAGAAAACAAACAACAAACCCAGUGACUUUAGUUGAGAAGUUGUAGAAAUUGCGAACACCAUGUAAGAAAAACCAUAUCAGAUAUAUGGUAGUCUUGUUGCCUUCCAUAUAUACUGCCAUUUAAAAACAGGUUUUUAUUGUUUUUUGGUGUUUUUUUUUUUUUAAGUCUUAGGUAAAUUGGCAUUGUUAGUUAUUUUAACUUUUAGAUUCAGUUUUUUGUUUGUUUGUUUUUUUGGAGGGGGGGUGAUAUCCCCAGUACUUUAUAGUUAUUUUGAAAUGUAGGGUUUACUCACUUCAUGAUUCUUUAGUAUUUUGGGAUUGCCUCAUCCAGAAAAUGUUUUCAUCUCAGAUGCAACAUGUAAUUUAAGACAGUUCUACCUUUGUCACUCAGUUUUCCUAGCUCGCCCCCACCCCCCACCCCCACCCCCUGUUUAAGAACAAGCGUAAAGGUCUUAGGUCAAACUUAAUGGCUUUGUCAUUCAGACAUAGUAGUAUCCCUUUUUUUCUCUAUUUGUUUUUUAGGGUCAGAACUGAGAAUUAAGAAGAAAAGGCACAAUGCCAUAACAUCGUGUGUUAUGGUAUUUUAACUUAAAGGGGGAAAGGUACUUAAUUUUGGUGGAAUGUUGAUCGUACCUUGUUACAAAGCCUCAUUUUCUGAUGUUUUCACCUAAGAAGAUGGGAGUGUUGAGUAUACUGUAAUAAUAUAAUUUAAGUGUUCACUAUAAGCUAUUUGGAUUAAGAACUAUUACAGAGUUGUAAACUUAUCAAAUUAAUGCAAGACAUUUAAACUAUUUUUUUGCAAAACUAUUUAUUUUUAAACAAUCUAAAGUCUAUCUAGGGUGAGUUAAAAGUCCCUGUGCAUCUAUAUUAGAUGGCAGGUAUUGUCACAGAGUCACUGUGUAUUAAUAAUAGAUGUUGAGAUGGCUUCUCCAUGUUUCUAGAAGCUUUUACAUGUAUGUACCCUUUGUGAGAUCACGGUGCACAGAGGUCUUUGGACUGCCCAGAACCCCAUCUCAGCAUGCGGGCGUAGCCUGUUCCUUACAUUUUCCUCAUGGGAAUGUGUUUAAGAUCUAGCCAUUUAGUUUCAAGUCAAGAUUAUUCUGAUUUUCAUCUGAAUGUUUUUAAAAUUGUAUUUUGUGUUUUUAUGGAGGGCAAGUGUUGAUACUCUUCUAAUUUAGAAAGUCAGUUCUUAUGUGCUUUUGUAUAUUCGUAUAUCAAAUUCUUUAAAAUGCCCUAUUUUAAUUGAAUUUGAAAUUCCUAGGGUCUGAUACCGUGUUGAUAAAAAUAAAAGUAUUUGCCAAGAAAUUAUUUACCAACAAAGAGAGAAGUAUUGCAGUAUUUUCUGCUUUUGCCUAGAGAGAACCAUUUGGAGUAGGCAAAGCAAUAUAAUAGGAAAGAUUGGCUUUAUAGGAUCCUAAAACAGUCUGGUUAAAAAUGGGAAGGGGAAAAGAGAGAUAAAUGUUCAUCCUGUAGUUUGGUCUAGAUACAAUUUGGAUAAAUUUCUGGAUUAUAUUGAAUGGUGGCUUAGAUGACAUGGACACAAGCAGGGAGUGAUUUUUAAAUGUGAUUCUAAAAGUCUGAACUCAAGGCAUGAAAGAAAACAAAGCUGUAUCCUUUUGCCAUGAUAAAAUGAAUCCGCUGUUUUUAUCAAAUAUUUCAUCAAAAACCAUGAUGGAGGCCAGAGCUAUUUCCAGGCUUACUAGGAUACUAUUAUGCAUUUUUAUAAAAAGAAAGCAUAGAGAGUACUUGAAAAAUAUCUCACUCUUUCUCUUCUAAAGAAAACUGUUAUCUUUCUACUUGGUGCAAUAACCUGAAGAUUUCAAAGUCAAAAGUAUCAUAUCACAGGAAAUGAUCACAGAACUAAAAUUAGUUUUUAAGGAAGCCAGCUGCACAGGGCAAACUUCUUGCUAUGAAGAAACUCGUGUGCCAAAGGCUAAAUCAUUGGCACACAGGAAAUACAAUCAAGUAUACAUUUUCAUUUCUGAGCCAGUAUUAUUGAAACAGGACAAAAGUUACUAACAUCUUAAAUAGAGAUUAUAUGCCAUGUCUCUGCUUGUGCUAAAGUCUAAGUAUCUUUCUUAACAGUGCUUUCAGAAACGCCAGUCUUAAUCAUUGUACAUUUCACAUUGUAUACGAGAGAUUUGCUUUAUGAGUGAUUCCGAUAACAUAUUUUCAAAUCUUAGUGGGUUUUCAUCAAAUAUGCAGUCUGAUUUUGAAAUUGAAAUCUCUACCAGCAUUAGACAGUUUUGUUGAAAAUUAAUAAGGAACAAUUGCCAGUUCCGUAAAUAACUUAAAAAUUCUAAAGUAUGGGUAUGCUAGUAAUCACAAAUUUGGUUUCUUCAACUUUUUUAAUCCUGCAAAGAUGGUUUUUUAUAAACAUCCUUUGUAUUAAUUAGUCACAACAUGGCAGAUGCAUAGCUGCUGUUUCUGAAAAGUGAUCCAAACAGUCCAUCCAGAGAUGAUGAGAAAUUCUUACAGAAUUUUGUAAUAGGUAUACACGUUGGGUUAAAGGAAUUUUGUAGUUGUUGGAGUGCCAUGGAAUUAAUCCUUGCAAUCCAGAUUGCUGUAGUUUACACUUUUCUGUAUGUUUCCAAUCAGGUGUGUAUCAUUUGUACGAGAACACCACACAAUGAAUUAUCCAAAGUCCAUUGAUUUUAAUACGUGUUUUGGUUUGUACACGAAUUAUAGUAAUUUCUUGCACAUUUUUGGAAAUUAAUUGUAUAAGAAUUUAUGUAUCUGCUUCUAGAUACAGUAUGUAAAUAAAAAUUUUGUUCCCAAGA